AUGGGUAGACCUAUUGAAGAAGUCAGAGGUGAAGGGCCUAUAAGAGUCGCAAAUGAAGCAAAUGCGGUACUAUUAACUGGGACACCGGAAGACUAUUAUCAUGAUGGUACUAUGAAAAUAAGCCACUCCGAUAGGAUAAAGGAUGACCAGUAUCAAAUGACGCCUAGAAGCUGUUGCGAGAAAGAUGGGUUGGUCAACGAAACUUGUAACAUCCAGGCCGGAAAUAUAGUACUGUAUGUCAGCUUGUUUACGAAGGUGAACCAAGUUGAAGGCAUGGUAGAGAUAGAUGAUGGGGCCAGUAUAGACGAGAAUAUGAGUAAUGACGAAGGCGAUGUUUCAGAAUACGACGAUGAAGACUACGGGGAUUUGACAGGGAGCUGUCAUGAAGACGAGGCGUUAUCCGGAUCGUGGAGUUCCAUUUUGUCCAGUGGGAGCAAUAAUAAUAUACCAAAAUCGGUGAGCUCAUUGCACUACAUACCCAAAAAGUCGAUAUCUGACUCGAACAUCUCGCCUGUGAACAUCCCGUUUGAUGGGAGCUUGAAGCCCGACAUGUUGGCCGCCGAUAGUCUUUUGAGCAGCUUGAACAAAGACAUGCGUACAACAAGGCUGCAGGACCAGAAGACUCGUGUAAAGGGUCUGACAGUGUCGAACUUUGCUCGUGCGUUUAGGGUGCUCAAGAAAUCUAUCCACAGGACCUCUUACUCGGUUUUGUCACAUCCUGGGUACUUAUCCCCCAGAAUGACAGAUGACGCAGUUCCAGGCCUUGCGUGUCACGAGAGAGCAGACGAAGAUUCACAUUUGGAAGGACUUGCGACGCACGAGUGCGCAUCAGGAGAUUCGAUGCAUCCAGCACUGGAAUUGCCUUGUGGGAACGAAUACAGAGGCAGGGACUCCCGUAUGAACUCAUCUUUUCUCCGGCUAUAUGCCAUCGAUUACGAGGCGCGGUGUCGAAGCACCUUGCCCUCUUCGUAUUCAAGUCGGGAGUUGUCGUUCGUGAUAAACAAGUCACGUGCGUCAAAGGAGUUCCACCGUCGAUACAACAUCAUUAGCGUAUCGAACUUGUCUCGAGAUAAGCUAUGGGACAAUGUUAUACUUCCACCCCGGAUUGACGAUUGUCCGUGCGCAUAUAUCGACUCGUCGAGCUACGUGUAUGUGGACGACAACAAGAAAAAGGUGGCCGCAGAAUGCGGCCAUUACUACACCAAACCAGCAGGGAUCUUGAGUAAUAGCAGGUGUUUUUACAAUGACCAAUCCCCGCAGGGCGGGAACACUAAACUGCAGUAUACCGUCAAGGGAUGGUGUAACUCGAGGUGGCUCGAUUGCAGUAAACAAUAA
Debaryomyces hansenii CBS767 is the source of this 1335-nucleotide messenger RNA. RefSeq lists its product as uncharacterized. The record is from RefSeq and is a predicted model, not a curated record. NCBI's taxonomy places the organism in Eukaryota, Fungi, Ascomycota, Pichiomycetes, Serinales, Debaryomycetaceae. The coding region runs from base 1 to 1335 and encodes 444 amino acids. The transcript has a single exon.